Penicillium subrubescens is the source of this 540-nucleotide messenger RNA. It is a transcript of the gene dprC, whose product is annotated as protein dprC. NCBI's taxonomy places the organism in Eukaryota, Fungi, Ascomycota, Eurotiomycetes, Eurotiales, Aspergillaceae. The transcript is spliced from 2 exons. The coding region runs from base 1 to 540 and encodes 179 amino acids. The record is from RefSeq and is a predicted model, not a curated record.
AUGGUUACAACCCCCCGAGCCGGCGGCUCCCAAGGCUCCUCAACCGGCGCCCCGGGCAUCCCAGUUCCCACGCAAGAUACCCGAUCACACUACGAUCCCGCCACGACUGGAUACAACCCUGCCACAGGCGCCUUAUACUCGAAAACAAAACCCGCAGCAAGCCAGCCCCACGAAGGAACCUAUAACCCGAACAUACCGUCAAACAGCUACGAUCAAAUGGCAACACAGGACGACCGGAUCCAGUAUGCGCCGAGUACCGUGCAGCGGGCUGAGAUGGAAGAAGCGGCUGCGACGUCGAAGACGGAUAACGCAUCGGAAUCGAGGGCGAUCAGGGCUAGUGAGGAUCUUGGACGGAAGGUUAGGGGUGUUGGGGCCAGUGUUCAUGGUGCUGGAGAGUCGCUUCGAGGAGCGCUGAAUGCUGCUGUUGAUCGGACGUUUGGAUCUGAAGAAGGUGCUGCGCGGAAUGAGGAGAUUGCUCGUCGGGGCGAGGGGGAGAUUCGGACGGGGGAGUUUGCUAAGGGAGAUCCUCGGAUUCGGUAG